AAUGCGAACAUCGUUCGAUCAACAAAAAGAGCUUCUAGAGUUAAUUCUAAAAUUGUUUCGAUUUGAAAUUUAUUUGUAUACAUUUCUUCAAAAUUGAGACUUAUUUAUAUCACAUUAUUGUUUCGAUUCUGUGCGAUGUCUGUCAAUAGAUAAGAGUUAAGAAAUUUCUUUUCUGCUGCACACCAAAUUUGUAAUCUUUUGUUCCCGGCACUACGAAUAUAUCCAAAUUUGAAUAUGGAUCAGGAUCUAGACUUUAUGAUCAACGCUUUAUCGCGUUCCAGCUCACCAUUGUGCAACGUUUUUGGUCGUGAACAGUUGAUGGAGAUGCGCCACAGUUUUAUCAUGUUGCAACGUCUGCUGCGUUCGCAUCCCAUGGACAUUGGCCAGGACAUGGAUACGAACAUUAAUCACACAUGUUAUCCGGUGCGUGUAAAAGCCGGUGGCAACACCGAUUGGAAUGUGCCACGUGCCACGGCCACCGAGUUACCCACCAUGGUGAGAACAUUCCAAUUUCCUCCUCGAAAAAUGAACAAGGCAACGCAGAAUUCGAAGAGUUCGGUGCUGAGCAGCAGUGACCGACAAUUGAAUCUCAAGACAAGUGCUUCGAAUGUGGCAAGUGAGAGUAGCGAUCGGCCGGCAAGCUGCAGUGAGAAUGCUCAGGCUCUGGUGCCUUAUCAGCAAAGUCAGGAGCUAGUGCGCUAUACGCCACCAAGCGAUAAUGAAGAUGACGACGAAGAUGAAGAUGAAGAUGUUACUGCAGGGGAAUCCGAAACUCUGUGUCCCAAUGAUACUUUGUCGAUUCUCUCUCUUCGCAUACCCAUGGAAAUGGAAUACGUGUGGUACAAUGGCGACUUUGGGGCCGAGAGUACGGACAGCGAGAUGACCAUCAUUGCCGAUGGCUGCAAUUUCAUUUUAAGCAACUAACACAUAGAUCAUGGGAUUAUCAUUAAAAUUAAA
Drosophila albomicans is the source of this 957-nucleotide messenger RNA. RefSeq lists its product as uncharacterized. The record is from RefSeq and is a predicted model, not a curated record. The coding region runs from base 235 to 924 and encodes 229 amino acids. The transcript has a single exon. Lineage: Eukaryota; Metazoa; Arthropoda; Insecta; Diptera; Drosophilidae.